GGGCUGGAGCGGGCCUGGCCGGAGGCCCGCGCCGCGCCGCUGGACGCCUUCUUCCUGGCGUGGCCGGCGCAGCCCGCGGUGGCGCUGGUGUGGGAGAGCGGCCUGGCGGAGCUCUGGGGUGCCGACCUGGGGUCCGCCUGGAGGCGGCUUCACGCCACCGAACUGUGUCCGCGCGGCGCAGUCCGCGUGGUGGCAGCGGUGGCGCCGCGGGGCCGCCUGGUGUGGUGCGAGGAGCGCCCGGGCGCGGGCGGACGCCGCGUGUGCGUCCGCACCCUAGAGCCUGGCGGCGAGACUGGUGCCCGCCUGGGCCGCACGCACGUCCUGCUGCACCACUGCCCGCCCUUCCACCUGCUGGCCUCGCGCAAGGACGUCUUCCUGGGCCCCACUGCCUCCACCUGGCCGGGUGUGGCCCACAUCCUGCUCGCUUGGAACCCGAGCAAGGGCAAGGUGAUGGUGGCUGCCCCGCGUCUCGGCCUGUCCUACAGUAAAAGCCUGAAUCCCAAGCACGGGGAUACCUGGGACUUUAGAACCCUGCUCCGAAGCUUUCCUGGGCUGCUCUCCCCCGGAGAGCCGCUGGCCGUCCAUACCUGGGCCCCGACUCCCCAGGGCCUUCUGAUGCUGGACUCCAGGGGCACGGUGAGCCUCGUGCAGGCCCAUGGUGGUACGCGAACUGUGAGCGCCCUGCAGGAGGCCCCUGUAGGUCUGGAGGGCUCUGCAGCCCUGGGAACGUUCCAUGGCACUCUGGCCUGUGUGCUAGGCUCCACCUUGGAGCUUCUGGACUUGGGCACCGGGCGGCUGUUGGAAAGGAAGGUCCUCAGUACGGACAGAGUCCAUUUGCUCGAACCCGCAGCCCUUGCGAUGAAGGACAGAGAAGAACUACAGACACGAGGGGGCCUUCAUUUGCUUUCAGCUUUGGGUCUGUUUCACGUAGGCUGGGAAGCCCCUCAGUCCCUUGAGCUGCCUUCAGCCACCGACCUGGUGUUCGAGGAGGCCUGUGGGUACUACCAGCGGCGAAGCCUGCGGGGUGCCCAGCUCACUCCAGAGGAACUGAGGUACAGCAGCACAUUCCAAGCACCUCAAGCCCUCGCCUCCAUCCUCCAGGGCCACCUGUCCCCACCUGCACUGUUGACUACCCUAAAGGCUGAGCUACGGGAUUACCAGGGCCUAGAGCAGCUCAAGGCCCAGCUGGUGGCAGGGGAGGAGGAGGAGGCUGUCUGGACGGAGCUGGCCCACCAAGAGGUAGCCCGCCUGCUGAGGACCGAGUUGACAGGAGAGCAGCUUGCCCAGCUCCACACUGUCUUCCAGGCCCUUCCUUCCGCAGCCUGGGGUGCCACCCUUCGUGCCCUGCAGCUCCAGCCAGAUGGGAAUGGCAGGCUGAGCUCUCAGGCUCCCCCUGAUGUGUGGAGAAAGGUGCUAGGAGGUGCAGCACCAGGAAGGGAACUCCCCACUGGGAUUCUGCCUGCCUUUGAACUCCUGUGCCAGUGCCUGUGCCGCCUGGAGCCUCGGUGGCUCCCCGCCUUCGUGGAGGUGGCCCAGCAGCAGGGCGGGCCAGGCUGGGGAGCUGGAGGUCCAGGGCUGCCCCUCUACCGCAGAGCCCUAGCUGUUCUAGGUGAAGAAGGGGCCAGACCUGAGGCACUGGAGAUAGAGCUGCUUUUGGGCAGCAGGCGGCCCAAAGCUGUGCUGCAAGCCGUGGGGCAGCUGGUGCAGAAGAAGCAAUGGGAGCGGGCUCUGGAGGCUGGCCUGGCCUUGGGGCCCUCCAGCCCCCUGCUUCAAAGCGAGAUCUUCAAACUGCUGCUGGCAGAGUUUGCACGGCACCGCCAGCUGGAUGCCCACCUCCCCCUUCUCUGCUGCCUGUGCCCACCAGAACUGGCUCCAGAUGAGAUCCUGCUUCUCCUGAGAGCACACCUCCCAGAUGAGGGGGGACCCCCCACCCCAUUUCCUGACCCUGGGGCAGAGCCCCCUCUCACCGUGGGGUUGCUCAAAACCUUGCUGGAGCAGACUGGGGCUCAAGGACGGCCCUCCGGCCCAGUCCUAGGCCUGUAUGAAGACAUCUUGUGGGAUCCAGGCACUCCACCUCCUACCCCACCUCGGGGACCUAUGACUGUGCUGCAGACAGUGGAGCAGCCAGGCUUGGAGGCCUAGGCACCCUCUAGAAAGGCCUUGUGCGUGAUUGGCAUGGGAAAUCCUCUGAACACUGUGAUCAGGGAAGUGUACCUAGGAGUAGGAGGGGCCAGGGCAGGACCUGUGUGUACAAUUCCCUUCUCUCCUGCAGUGGUUUUUUUUAAAUAUAUGUAAAUGUCAAUAUGCAUACCAUUUUUGUGGUUUUUGAACAACUGAGGGUCUCAGAGGGUUGUGGAUUAUAGAGGGAGUGGCUGAAUUUGGCUCUUUUGUUAAAGCAGCCACUUCCAGUCAUAAAGUUAACACUUAGGAGCAUGUUAUUU
Molecule: messenger RNA, 2441 nt
Organism: Octodon degus (degu)
Lineage: Eukaryota; Metazoa; Chordata; Mammalia; Rodentia; Octodontidae
Gene: Hps6
Product: HPS6, biogenesis of lysosomal organelles complex 2 subunit 3
Exons: 1
Biological process (GO): melanocyte differentiation; organelle organization; protein localization to membrane
Cellular component (GO): lysosomal membrane; BLOC-2 complex
Source: RefSeq, a predicted model, not a curated record